GUUGACAAUAUGCUAAAAUUUGCCACUGAUGACGCCCACCAUGGCUCAGAAUAAAAAGACUCGCUGCCUUUGCGGUUGUCACCGCUAUCAUCCCUGGCAUCUUGCACCAUGUCGUAUACCGCCUCUGCCUCAUCGAUGCACGCGACAUCCCCAUCCUCCAUCCCCACAAUUCCAGAUGAGAACGACGAACAUACUCUGACAGGGUUCGGCGACAUCUCUCUUUCUGAUGACUGUUUCAUCCCUGGCAUUGCCUCGGAUAUUUCACCAACAAAAAAGGAUUCCUUACGACGUCCAAAAAAGCGGACGACUCCUCGAUCCCGCCCUGGAGUUCUAUCUAACAGACCUCCCCCGCCCUUGAUGGCCAAGGCAUUGAGAAGCCCAACCGAACAUCAGCAGCUCAUCAAGGCCGCUCUUGCAGAGCCCAAAGUCGAUUUCAAAGCCCUCAUCGACAGCGUUCGUCUCACAGAGGAGAGAGUCUCCAAAAUCAGCCCCAAAAAGAAGGGCGUACCGUCACCCAUUGCGAUCUUUAAACGCGUCGCCUCGUCGUCUCCAGCACCGUCACCUAGGGAGUUCACAUCGCCCACAUCGCCUAAAACACCUAAGACACCGGUACCCAAGCCAAUGACGCCCCGGACGCCGAAGCCUCCGACUAGCCCCCAGUCGCCCAAGCCAUGGCGCGGAAAUUCGCCCUUACCAAAAAGGCCACCCCUCCCUACCUGGGAUCUUGUAUAUCCUGAAUUGGCGGAUAACAAAGAGCUCGAGAAGGAGGACAAGGCGACGCAGGACAAAGUGCACGAGGAAAAGUCAUCACAGCAAACCAAGACCUAG
Messenger RNA from Desarmillaria tabescens, 828 nucleotides. RefSeq lists its product as uncharacterized. The transcript is spliced from 2 exons. NCBI's taxonomy places the organism in Eukaryota, Fungi, Basidiomycota, Agaricomycetes, Agaricales, Physalacriaceae. The record is from RefSeq and is a predicted model, not a curated record. Bases 109 to 828 code for a protein of 239 amino acids.